AUGGAGAAGGCGAGAGAACGCAGAGAUCGCUUUCCGCCAUCGGCCGGAUGGCCUCAGGUGCCUACAGACAUCGACUACGAAGUAAGAGCGUUGGGAGGCAGGACUCAUGUUUUCGACACCUUGCCCGAGAACAUACAGGCUCAAAAAGCGCCGGUCACAAAAGAGAAAAGAUUGGAAGAGCUCACCCGGGAGGUUGGUCGCCUUCGACAGGAGCUAGAUUACUGGAGAAGUCUUGCCAGGAGUGGCUCGUCUCUCGUGACUGAGCUCGAUAAGAUAGUCAAGCAGAUGAACAUCAUCAUCGACACUUUCGACCACCAAAUCAGUCGAUGCAAUACUUCGUGGACCGACAGAGCUGUGCCGAGCGCAGGCUCAGUGCAUUCUGUUCCCGUGGAUGAGCACGACAACGACAGUUUCUAUGGCCAAGAUACUCGACCAGAAACAUCAGAGGAAACCCUUCAGAGCAUUGCUUUCACCCCCUUUAGGACGAGCGACAAGCGAUAUGACUUCCAGAUCGUAAACACCGCAGACCGUCCGUCGACGCCCUCACGUGGUAGCGGGAGGCAUAAUUGGCUGUAA
Molecule: messenger RNA, 576 nt
Organism: Colletotrichum costaricense
Lineage: Eukaryota; Fungi; Ascomycota; Sordariomycetes; Glomerellales; Glomerellaceae
Exons: 1
Coding region: 1-576 (191 amino acids)
Source: RefSeq, a predicted model, not a curated record